This is a messenger RNA of Magallana angulata, 3116 nucleotides long. RefSeq names its product heat shock 70 kDa protein 12A-like. Bases 165 to 1904 code for a protein of 579 amino acids. The transcript has 5 exons. NCBI's taxonomy places the organism in Eukaryota, Metazoa, Mollusca, Bivalvia, Ostreida, Ostreidae. Gene Ontology annotation, molecular function: ATP binding; ATP-dependent protein folding chaperone. The record is from RefSeq and is a predicted model, not a curated record.
UAUAUUAAUUACAUAUCCAUUGUUGUUAUAUGUACCUGUACCUUACCGAAGUUGGACGUCUUAUUUAUCCGUCAGACUUUGGAGGUUUGUAACAAUAUCCGUCAGACUUUGGAGAGACUUCCGUACAAGAAAGAAAAAUACAACAUCAACAUAAAUUUGCAACGAUGGCAUCUAAAGCAAGAGAUCACAUCGUUGUGGUGGCCAUAGAUUUUGGUACAACGUACUCUGGUUACGCCUAUUCUUUCCGAUCUGAUUUUAUUAAAUAUGAAACGGAUCAUUUAAAUAAGAUCCACAUAAAUAAUUGGAAUUGUGGGGAUCUUAUGUCCGAGAAAACACCUACAACUCUGUUGCUUGACAAAAACAAGGAAUUUGUCAGUUUUGGUUAUGCUGCAGAAAAUGACUACAGUAGUAUGACAGAGGAAAAAAGGAAAGAACAUUACUAUUUUCGCCGAUUUAAGAUGAUGUUAUACGACAAGGAUGGUAAACUGACACUGACAAGAGAUACUGUUUUGAAAGACUUGAGAGAUAAAGAAAUGCCAGCUAUUGAUGUUUUUGCUCGUUCCAUCGAAUAUCUAAAGGAUGAAUUCGUAAAGAAAUUUGAGGAGAGAAAUUUACAAGUAUCUAUCACACCUUUAAACGAAAACGUUACUUGGAUAUUAACGGUACCAGCAAUCUGGGACGAGCCUGCAAAGCAAUUUAUGGAAGAAGCCGCUGAACUUGCAGGUAUUUCAAAGGAGUCUCUCCUCAUCUGCUUAGAACCAGAAGCUGCAGCUGUGUACUGUAAAUGGAUUCAAAUAGAAAGGGACGAUGAUGCACUAAACGUCAUGAAACCAGGUCGAAGGUUUCUAGUGCUAGACGCUGGAGGAGGUACGAUUGACAUGGCAAUGCAAGAAGUGAGAGAAGAUGGGAAGCUACAGGAGAUAAACAGGGCAGAAGGAGGAGAUUGGGGAGGAAUCUUUGUUGACGACGAGUUUAAACAAAUGCUGGAGGGUAUUGUGUCCAAACCCAUCGUUGAGGCAUUCCGUAUGAAACAUACUGGAGAUUACAUCGCAUUGUUUCGAUACUUUGAAAAAAAGAAAAGGCAAAAGCAGACAGGAAAAAGCGUGCGUGUUGAUAUUCCACCAACUCUCCUGGAGAUAGCUGAGGAUUUCAUUAAAUGCAUAGAAGAUCAUGGUUUGAAAGAUGAUGUAGAAUUGAAAAGAGGUAAACUUCAAAUAAAAGUCAGAAAAUUUGAGGAGUUUUUUAACAAGGUACUGGACAAAAUAGCAGUCAAAGUUGAAGAAAUGUUAGUUUCUGAUACAGCCGAAGGAACUAAAGUCAUCAUUAUGGUGGGAGGGUUUUCAGAGUGUGAGCUCCUUCAAAGUAGAAUUAGGAAUUCAUUCCCGAGUUGUACAGUAGUGAUUCCCCAAGAAUGCGGAUUAGCUGUACUAAAAGGCGCUGUUCUUUUUGGUCAUGACCCAGAUAUAAUUGCUGCCCGAGUGGUGAAAUAUACCUAUGGCGUGGAUACGUACACACGAUUUAUCAAAGACAAACACCCAGAAUCAAAGAAAAAGAUUAUCAACGGGAUAGAAUACUGUACUGACAACUUCGACAUUUUCGUUAACAAAGGAAAGCUAGUACAUUGCAACGAAGAGACCGAAAAAAACUACUUUCCUAUUCAUGAAAAUCAAACUUCGGUCAAUUUUGCUGUGUUUGCCAGCAAUAAAGUAGAACCACAAUAUACUGACGGAUGCAAGGGGAUAGGAUCUCUGACUGUCCCUAUGCCAGACACAACAGGAGGCACCAGAAGGAGAGUAAAGGCAAAGUUUAAGUUUGGAGCAACCAAGAUUACUGUUGUGGGAUUCGAUGAAACGUCUAAAAAGUCUGUGGAUGUAAAAAUCGACUUUUUGGAAAAUAAACUAUGAUUUGGUGUAUUAUUUGUACAAAUAUUGCUGAAAUUAUAAAUUUCUUUAAAAACUUUUUACAUAUAUUAAAUUUUAAGCCCCUUUUGGGACACAUUAUUGGCCCGGGUGUGAUUUGAAUAUUAUUUACCCAUUCUGAGGAUGCUCGCCUAAAAAUGUAGCCUUGUAGCUCUUUAAAAGAUUAUUUUAAACAGAUUUUCUAUAUAUCUUGAACCGUGAACCCCUCUUGGGUCUCAGUAUUGCUCGGGGGAGGGGGUUAAUGUUUGAACAAUUUAGGGGUUUUCACUUUACAUGAAAAUUUUGAUGUAAACAUUUUAUUGGCAUUUCUGGUGCAGUGGUUCGUGAAAAGAAGAUAAAUUAUACAAGACACAUACUCUAUUUUCUCUGUUUACUUGAUUAUCCCCCCCCCCCCUUUGGAAAAAUUAGAUCCUUUAUUUAAAAACUUCAGAAGGAGUAUUUGUAAUAAGUUUGGUCAGCUUAAUUUUGUGUUUCUAGAGAAGAAAAAAAAAAAAGAUGUGAUAAGUUUACAAACCGAUGAACAGACAUACAACAGGUGGUCAGAAUUAAAAGCUUGAUUGAUUAUUUAAACUUUCUGGAGAGCUAAAAAUCAUUCAAAUCUUUAAAUAUUUAUUAUUAAAAUAUUACUAUGAAAAUUGGACUUUAUCAUAGUGAUUUAUUCACACUGGUGUGAUAUCUCAAUACAACUUUUGUAUCAAAGUUUAAAGAACUAUACUUGUAUUCGGUGACAUGUGCUUUUUUAUCCCAAAAAAUCAAAGUUGUGAAAAUAUAGAGCUUUAGAAAUUUGCUAAAAAAUAAUUAUAUGCAAUGCGAGUAUUUAAAGAGAAAUUGUCUGUUAAUCAUGUAUUGAUGAUCUAAUUUCAAUAUACAUAUAUGUUCGUAUUGGAGCAAAAAUAGGUAUAUCCUGUCAUUCAUUUGAAUAGGAAUCAUCAAGUGCAUGCUUGCUCUAACACCCUUUAUUACUAUGUAAUGCAGAAUAACAAAUUGAACAACAAUAUACGUAAAAAGAUGCUGGGGGAACACUGUGCUCUACAUUUUUAUUUUUAAGUGUGAAUAAAUAUUGUUUUUUUUUCCUUUUUAUCAUUUCUUUUUUGUAAAAACGGGUAGUAACCCACUCUAGAAAGGUGAUAUAACAACUCAGCUUUCUACAUCAUUGUAACUGACAUAUUUUGUUUUAUAUGUUAUUAAAAUAUUUGU